CAAUCAUCGAUCAAGUUCAUUUCAGUCAUUGUACUCUUGUUGGGUGCAAGUGACAUGACACCGCAUUCGCAUUCGCAUUUCGCAUUUCGCACUCGCUAAUAAACAUUGAGAUGAGGUCUCCGGGCUCUGGCACUCCGACUAGGUACUGGUCCGAUCAGACUCAACUCCAGAGCCUGGGCUUAGAAAUCUAAGCCUUGUAGUGCUCUUGCAACGUCUAUAUUACAGAGAACAAUCAAAACGAACUAAACCCAUGUUUCCACAAGCUGCCUCUCAAGUCAACCGACAUCAUAACUCGCCAGCCAAAAGAAAAAGAAAAGCCAUAACCUUCAAGACGACGUCCUACAAUGGCAGAUCUCAAAGAGAUACUUGUGAUCGGCGGCACGGGCGCUCAAGGCAUGCCCGUUGUCAAAGCCCUGUCCCAGAGCGGACAGUACCGUGUCCGGGUCCUGACCCGCAACGCCGAGUCCACCCGGGCCAAGCAGCUCGCCGCGCUCCCAAACGUGAGCCUGAUCCAAGGCACCCAGGACAGCCAGCAGGAUCUGCACAGGGCGUUCCGCGGUGUGUACGGCGCCUGGGUCAACACGGACGGCUUCACGCUGGGAGAGAAGAACGAACUCUUCUACGGCUUCCGCGCGUACGAGAUUGCUCGAGCUGAAGGGGUGCAGCACUAUGUCUGGGCAAACAUCGAGUAUGCGUUGGAGAUUGCGGGGUUUGACGAGAGUUACCACUGCGGCCAUAUGGAUGCCAAGGGCAGGAUCGGGAAGUUCAUUCUUGCGCAGGGGCAGGAUCAGAUGAUGAAGAGCUCUCUCCUGAGCACCGGUCCGUACAUGGAGAUGCUUCUGGACGGAAUGUUCGUACCGGCCGAGCAGGAAGACGGGUCGUUUGUGUGGGCGAACCCAGCUACUAAGGACGCAAAACUGCCUCUGAUCGCGCUCGACGACGUGGGCGUCUACAGCCUCUGGCUCUUCGACAACCCCGGCGAGUCGGCGGGUCUAGACCUCUCCGUCGUGACAGACUGGGUCAGCUUCGGCGACAUCGCAAAGACCUUCACCGAAGUCACGGGUAAACGGGGCGUGCACAAGUCUAUCCCCUGGGAAGCCUACGCGGCCGCUGCGGAGCCGUACCCGGGCGCCUAUGUCAACUGGUCCCUCGGCCCCGAUGCGGGCCGAGACGAGUCGGUCAUGAAGUGGACGGACAACUUCGGGGCCUGGUGGAAGUACUGGGCCGGUGGGCUCAGCCCGCCGCGGGACCUGGCCCUCCUGGAUCGCAUCCAUCCUCGGCGGAUCAGGAGCUUGGCUGAGUGGAUGAAGCGCGUCGGCUAUGAUGGGAAGCCGGGGAGUGUCUUGAAGAUGGUCGAAGACUGGCGCAAGCAAGGAGGGAGCAUCGGCAGAGAAGUGAUGGGAUGAGGCAGCAUGAUGGAUGACAGCUUGUAGUGGCAAGGACCGCUUAGUUGUAGGCAUCGCAGCUUUCCUUUGCACAGGGUAGGAGCUAGAUUUCCUUGCGAGUGUUACUCAAGCCGUUUGUUCUUGUCGAAGGGCUUUUUCACCGGUGGUUGUAUCCAAGCUAGCGUGCUUUGCUUCGUAAGUACUAGUACCUUCUUACCUUGUCAAUGUCCCGUAAAUAA
This is a messenger RNA of Chaetomium strumarium, 1624 nucleotides long. RefSeq names its product NmrA family protein. The record is from RefSeq and is a predicted model, not a curated record. The coding region runs from base 345 to 1406 and encodes 353 amino acids. Lineage: Eukaryota; Fungi; Ascomycota; Sordariomycetes; Sordariales; Chaetomiaceae. Gene Ontology annotation, cellular component: nucleus. The transcript has 4 exons.